CUCGCUCGACUACCACCACAGUCAUAAUCAUCUCUCACUGUCGACGAUGGCAGAUCCGCCGCCCAAGAAGAUAGGCUCUCUGCGCGACCGCAUCGCUGCGUUUGAGAACAAGGGCUCCGUGCCCGCACCUGCGCCUGCGCCGGCCCCGCGCCCGAAGCCGAGCGGGCGUACCUCCUGGAAGCCGCGCCCGGCGUCGCCGCAGGCCGCCCCAAGCGAUGAUGAUGCCGAGAAGGAGAAGGAGAAGGAGAAGGAGAAGGAGAAGGAGAAGGAGAAGGAGAAGGAGAAGAAGGCCGGGGCGAUGAGCGUUGCGGACGCCAAGGCAAGCAUCGGCGUGGGCGGGAGUCUCAGGGAGCGUAUGGCUGCGCUGCAGGGACGAGGAGGCUUCGGCGCGCCUCCGCCCGUCGCCCCCAAGCCGCAGCUCGACAAACCCAAGUGGAAGCCCCCGCCUAUCGUGUCUCCGCCCGCGGAUGAGAGCGAGGGCGAGGGUAAGGAGCCUACACCGCGCGCAUUCUCACCGCCCGUGUUGUCACCGCCUGCGGGCGACGCGUCAAAGCCAUCCGAGGACCAACCUGCUGUUGCUGGGGGAGAGGAAGCGAAGGAAGAAGAGGCGAAGGAAGAGGACCCCGAAGAGGAGGAGCGUCAGCGCAGAGCUGCUAUUGCUGCUCGCAUGGCUCGCCUCGGAGGCGCAAGAGUCGGCAUGGGUCCGCCCAUCGUUGGACGUAAGCCGGACGUGCCCAAGAAGCCUACAGCAUCAAAGCCUGAGGAGUCCAAGGAAGGAGUCAAGGUUGAGCAGGUCCCCGAAGCCGAUAUUUCGCAGACUCUUGGAUCUCCCGAAGGUGCGUCUCGAUCUGCGCUUGUGGUGGCCGUGUUAUUGACUAUGGUUUGUAGUGCCGAGAGAGAAGGCUCCUCAGAGCCCUCCGCUAGCAGUAUCUGAAGACGCGCCGUCAGAGAAGACCAAGGAAGGUACGA
Messenger RNA from Phanerochaete carnosa HHB-10118-sp, 969 nucleotides. RefSeq lists its product as uncharacterized. NCBI's taxonomy places the organism in Eukaryota, Fungi, Basidiomycota, Agaricomycetes, Polyporales, Phanerochaetaceae. The transcript has a single exon. The coding region runs from base 47 to 934 and encodes 295 amino acids. The record is from RefSeq and is a predicted model, not a curated record.